AUGGCAAAGAUGAUCCUCUAUGACUUUAUAGAGAGUAGAUGUGCAGCAGCAUCAAGAUACAUGAUGGAUACACAACUAGAAAAGCUUACUAAGGAAGUGUCAGUUAGUGCACCAAAUGAUAUAGAAUAUAUAACAAAAAGUUUAACGAUAAAAGAUUUAGACAAGAUUACAAACUCGGAAUUAAUU
Molecule: messenger RNA, 186 nt
Organism: Ambispora leptoticha
Lineage: Eukaryota; Fungi; Glomeromycota; Glomeromycetes; Archaeosporales; Ambisporaceae
Source: the annotation of a GenBank genome assembly